AUGGCCGCCGAGAAAUCGAAUCUGAAGCAACUCUCCCAAAAGCAGAAACAAAAGCACCGGCCAGCUGCCCUUUCUCUCAAGAAGAAAGCGAAAAUGCAAGACAUGGCAGUCGACAUCUUGAGUCCUGGGCUCAACCCUUCUCAAUUAAAUAAUGAACAGAUAUCAACAAUCCAGCUGGCACAAUCCAUUCAACAACAGCAGAAACAUCUCAUUGCCGCAAAGAACAAGCUUCAAAAAGAUGGGACUGCUAACGUCACUUUGAUCCCGCAAUCAAUACCAAAGAAAAGAGGGCUUGAAGUGUCAACUCCGACAAUCAUUAUUGAACAAGUAUCUGAUCCUCAAACAAACGACAUAAACUCCGGAACUCUCUCGCCGUUACCGUCUGCUAAGAAAUUCAAAAGAAGUAAAGCCCCUCCUCCUUUGAAAAUAUCACAAGAUGCAAAGACCAUUGGCCCAUCUAUUCAAACAGCUCCUAUCAGAAAUGGCUCGCAAUUCCAAUAUGGCAGUAAAGUUGAUUUUAUCAAUAACUCAAGGGUAAUAAAUCCGGCAUUAGCCAAUAGAAGACCAAUGGCUUCUCCUUUCAAUAUGAGAUUCCCAGCUCAGAUGCAACAACAACAACAACCACAAGUUGUCAAUUUUCAACAGCAAACUGUCACAGGAGCGACAGCGGCCCUUCAAUCGCCUUUGGCCUCAGCUUAUUUUGCCCCAAGAUAUUAUCCUGUCAUUCCUAGUGGAUCUGUUGCCACCCCGGUUGCCUUGACUCCAAACCCUUAUAAUAACCCCUAUUAUAGAUCGUUAUUUAUGAAGGGUGCCAAGUUGACCACUCCUAGAAACCCAAACUUUGGGGCGAUCCCAAUGGUUCCAUGUGCUCCAAUUCCCGCAGUUCAUGUACAAACCCCAACUAGUGGUAUCAAUGGCACCACCACCCCAAUAACUCCUUUGAAUCAUGGCUUCCAAAAACGUCCAAUAACCACAGCCUCCCAAAAUUAUGUUAUCAACGGCAAUGAAUCGUUUUCUUUAUCAGAAUUGAAUAAAAAAAUCGCCAAAAAGGGAAGCUCUGCGAAAGACCAAUCGGAUGACAUUACUACUUCGUCCUCGUCCUCGUCUCUCAACAAAAAGAACCUUAGUAUAACUAAGCCGGUGAACUCCACUUCCCUUAGAAAAACUUUGCAGUCACCUUUGAAUUCCAACAUUGUUAAACAAACCAUUUCCACUAAUAAGAGAAAAUCUUCUGGAGGUCCAAAGACCCCGAUCAAUAUGCAAAAAUCUAAUACCCCUCAUGUCACCGACGUGUUUCCUGGAGAAAUGACAAAAUUUGCCCCAGUCUCCAAUCAACCAAUAUCUGCUCGGGAAGAACAUUUUGAUUUUGGAAUGUAUAAGGAAGAACCGAUUUCAAGACCAGAAGUAAAGGAAUCUAAGUCAAGGAACGACAAAAUAAGCGUACAUGAUUCAAUUACAGAAGAAGAUGAGGAAGAUGUGGAAAGUAGAGCCAUCGAAGAAGACUCUAGGAUCAAUAUUGAAGCAGAAGAAGAACAUAAGUUAUUGAUUACCGCUAAUGGUGGUGAUUUCGAAGAUUACAAGAUUGACUUGCGAUUCAAGACAGAUUUUGCCAAUAAGUUGACCAAAUUCAAAUUUAAACAGAGUGAAACUAUUCGUCCUAAAGUUAACAAGAACGGAGGAUCAGGAAGCGAGGAAAAGAAAGAAUUCUUGAAAGCUUGUGAGGAAAUUUGGGACCAAUUGAUGGUGGAGAAGCAGAAUAAAGCUUAG
Molecule: messenger RNA, 1767 nt
Organism: Saccharomycopsis crataegensis
Lineage: Eukaryota; Fungi; Ascomycota; Saccharomycetes; Ascoideales; Saccharomycopsidaceae
Exons: 1
Coding region: 1-1767 (588 amino acids)
Source: RefSeq, a predicted model, not a curated record